Molecule: messenger RNA, 4279 nt
Organism: Mugil cephalus (flathead mullet)
Lineage: Eukaryota; Metazoa; Chordata; Actinopteri; Mugiliformes; Mugilidae
Product: hexokinase-1
Exons: 19
Coding region: 397-3168 (923 amino acids)
Biological process (GO): intracellular glucose homeostasis; glucose 6-phosphate metabolic process; glycolytic process
Cellular component (GO): mitochondrion; cytosol
Molecular function (GO): mannokinase activity; glucokinase activity; ATP binding
Source: RefSeq, a predicted model, not a curated record
GCAGCAAGAACCACCAUUCCUGUGCAGAGCUGUUACAUCUCCCCAGUGCUAACAGGGAGCUAGCAGCUCAGAGGGAGGAGGCUCGGCCCCCCGUGUGUGCGCGUCUGUGUGUUUAAGUGUGUGUGUGUGUGUGUGUGUGUGGCUGUGACUGCUGCCCGUCGCAGAAGAGCAGGCACGGCCGCCGCUGCUGCACUCCACUUUCAACCAGACUUUGUUUCCCUUUAACCUUGCCUCGACCACGGCGCUCAGCCCCCGGGCCUGCUUUCUCCUUCCACUUCAGGAUAAAGAGGGAUCGGCGGUGUGGGGGGACCAGGAGAGACCAGACGUCAGGCUUCCUUCUCUACUCUAGAACCAGCUCGUAGUGGCUGACAGGUCCAGGGCGGACGUGCAGGCAGGAUGAUAGCGGCUCAGCUUCUGGCCUACUACUUCACCGAGCUGAAGGAUGAUCAGCUCAAAAAGAUUGACAAGUACCUGUUCUCCAUGCGCUUCUCGGACGAGACGCUGAAGGACAUCAUGAACCGGUUCCGCCGGGAGAUGGAGAACGGGCUCGGCAACGACACCAACCCCACCGCCACCGUCAAGAUGCUGCCCACCUUCGUCAGGUCCAUCCCCGACGGAUCGGAAAAGGGAGACUUCAUAGCUCUGGAUCUCGGGGGGUCGAACUUCCGGAUCCUCCGGGUCAAAGUGACACAGGACAAGAAGCAGCCGGUUCAGAUGGAGAGCCAGGUCUACGACACCCCUGACGACAUCAUCCACGGGAGCGGGACACAGCUCUUUGACCACGUCGCAGAUUGCCUGGGCGACUUCAUGGAGAAGCAAAAAAUCAAGGAUAAAAAGCUUCCUGUGGGAUUUACGUUCUCCUUCCCCUGUGCCCAAACCAAACUGGAUGAGGCUGUCUUGGUGACAUGGACAAAGAAGUUCAAAGCCAGUGGUGUGGAGGGCGUGGACGUUGUGAAGCUUCUGAACAAAGCGAUCAAGAAACGAGGGGACUACGAGGCGGACAUCAUGGCGGUGGUGAAUGACACGGUCGGCACCAUGAUGACUUGUGGAUUCGACGACCAGCGCUGUGAAGUGGGAAUCAUUAUAGGAACGGGAACUAACGCCUGCUACAUGGAGGAACUGCGCCACAUUGACCUGGUGGAAGGAGACGAAGGACGGAUGUGCAUCAACACUGAGUGGGGGGCCUUCGGGGACGACGGGUCCCUGGAGGACAUCCGCACAGAGUUUGACCGUGAGAUUGAUAGAGGCUCCAUCAACCCUGGAAAACAGCUGUUUGAAAAGAUGGCCAGUGGGAUGUACAUGGGAGAACUGGUUCGACUCAUCCUGGUGAAGAUGGCCAAAGAGGGGCUGCUAUUCGAGGGCCGAAUCACCCCCGAGCUCCUGACGAAAGGAAAGAUCGAGACAAAGCACGUUUCUGCAAUUGAAAAGACAAAAGAAGGGCUGAAAAAAUGCAUGGAAAUCCUGACGAGGCUCGGGGUGGAGCCUUCGGAUGAAGACUGUCUGGCCGUGCAGCACGUGUGCACCAUCGUAUCCUUCCGCUCAGCAAACCUAAUUGCUUCGACUCUGGGAGGGAUCCUGUCUCGCCUGAAGGAAAACAAAGGAGUCGGCCGUCUCCGCACCACCGUCGGCAUUGAUGGCUCUCUGUACAAGAUGCACCCACAAUACGCUCGCCGUCUGCACAAGACAGUGCGCCGCCUGGUCCCCGACUCAGACGUCCGCUUCCUGCUGUCCGAGAGCGGCAGUGCGAAGGGCGCGGCCAUGGUGACGGCGGUGGCGUACCGUCUAACGGAGCAGGCCCGCCAGAUUCAGCAGACGAUGGCGGAGUUCCGGCUGAGCAAAGCCCAGCUGCUGGAAGUGAAGAAACGGAUGAGGGUGGAGAUUGAAAGAGGCCUGAGGAAGGACUCCCACAAGGAAGCGACGGUCAAAAUGUUGCCCACCUUUGUCCGGAGUACACCCGAUGGAACAGAAAACGGGGAUUUCCUUGCUCUGGAUCUUGGAGGGACAAACUUCCGCGUGCUCCUGGUUAAGAUCCGCAGUGGGAAGAGGCGGUCGGUGGAGAUGCACAACAAAAUCUACGCCAUUCCUAUCGAAGUCAUGCAGGGCACGGGAGAAGAGCUUUUUGACCACAUUGUGCACUGCAUCUCUGAUUUCCUGGACUACAUGGGAAUGAAAAGUGCUCGACUGCCACUGGGUUUCACCUUCUCCUUCCCCUGCUACCAGACCAGCCUGGAUGCAGGGAUCCUUGUAACCUGGACCAAAGGCUUCAAGGCCACAGACUGCGAGGGUGAGGAUGUAGUGGAGCUUCUUCGGGAUGCAAUCAAGAGGAAAGAGAUGGAGGACCCAGAGUUUGAGCUGGAUGUGGUUGCCAUAGUGAACGACACAGUGGGGACGAUGAUGACCUGCGCGUACGAGGAACCCUCCUGUGAGGUGGGGCUGAUUGCAGGAACGGGCAGUAAUGCCUGCUACAUGGAGGAGAUGAGGAACAUCGAGAUGGUGGAGGGAAACGAGGGCCGUAUGUGUGUUAAUAUGGAGUGGGGAGCAUUCGGAGACAACGGCUGUUUGGAUGACAUCAGGACGAAUUAUGACCAGGCUGUGGAUGAGAACUCUCUCAACGAAGGCAAACAAAGAUACGAGAAGAUGUGCAGCGGGAUGUACCUGGGCGAGAUCGUCAGGCAGAUUCUGAUCGACCUGACGAAGCGCGGCUUCCUCUUCCGGGGACAAAUCUCGGAGACGCUCAAGACCAGAGGCAUUUUUGAGACAAAGUUCCUCUCACAGAUAGAGAGCGAUCGUCUGGCGCUGCUGCAGGUCAGGGCGAUCCUGCAGCAGCUGGGGCUCGACAGCACCUGUGAUGACAGUAUUAUCGUCAAGGAGGUGUGCGGCACGGUGUCCCGCCGCGCGGCUCAGAUAUGCGGAGCCGGGAUGGCUGCCGUGGUGGACAAGAUCCGUGAGAACAGACGGCUGGACCACCUGGACGUCACCGUGGGCGUGGACGGCACGCUCUACAAGCUGCACCCACACUUCUCCCGGAUCUUCCAGCAGACGGUGAAGGAACUCGCCCCCAAAUGCGACGUCAACUUCCUGCUGUCCGAGGACGGCAGCGGAAAGGGGGCGGCGCUCAUCACCGCCGUGGGCGUCCGUCAGCGGGAGCUGGAGGCCCAGCAGCACUGAGGAGCCCUGUCCCGUUCGUUUCCCUCAACAACUACCUGCUGCUCCACCGUGACCUUCAUCCACCGCACAGCCCAAAGCCAUCUCCCUGGCAGCCGUGACUCCACCUCCGCCCCGCCUGUUCCACCGACAGCCAGAGAGACACGCUGCACGCGCAGAGAAUUCAAACUGAAUAUUUAUUUAUACCGCGCCGGAAGGUUUAUUAUUUCCAUGUUUGUACAUUUUCCUCGAUAGCUUGUAAUCUGAUAAAUCUAAACUCCUUAGCUGUGCAAUAUUUGUGUAUUGCUGAUUUUAUUUUUAUAUGGAGGCAAAUAUAUAAUUGUAUUUAUAUAGCUGAGGCCACUUUGAACCCCAGAGGUCACUAGGAUUUUGCACCAUAGACACAAGCAAGCGUCUGCACUUUUUAUACGAGAGUUACGGCCGCAGCAUUUCGGCGUAACUUUCCCGAAGCGAAGGCUGUCCUUCCGACUAAAACGCGAAGCUGGUUUUCACAGGCUCCGCUGGUUCAGAAAGCCAGCUCCAUAAGGGCUCGCUGCACAGGGUUGAACGCAAAAGAGUCACGGCUAUUGGCAUCAUCCUCAUUUUUAUGUGCAAACGUGCUCACAUGAAUAAUGUACUCGUCUACUAACCCCUCCUCUUCCGCGCAACUGUCAGUGUGACUCACAUAUUCAAAUAUUCCUGCAGCACCAUGCCAUUUAUUCCUCGAGAGUGGGGGAAGUAGAAAAAGCCCCGGCGGAAGUGUUCGUGUAAUCUUAUUGCUAUUUGUGAACUACUAUACUUUUGGUGUUGUGAUAGAUCCCACUUCUACUCACUGUACGUGCAAAGAAUAAAUGUUUAUCGGGCCCCGAGAACAGAGUGGAUACCACGAGCGCUUUUUGUGUGUAUUUGUGGCUGACUGUUUGUGCGUGUCCUACUGUAAUGACCUGUAGCUUUCAAUGUCCAAAGCUCUGUGGAGACUGCAUGCCUUACACCAAGACAAAGGAGAGUACUGGAUCAUUUUCUUCUUCUUCUUCUUCUUCCUCUGCUACUUUCUUUCUUUUUUUACAUCUCCAUAGAUUUGUGGUCAGCACAGUAAAACGUGAAUUCAUUAAAUUAUAUUUUGUUGUGGAGAGAA